This is a messenger RNA of Spathaspora passalidarum NRRL Y-27907, 2695 nucleotides long. It is a transcript of the gene NCE4, whose product is annotated as Nce4p. The record is from RefSeq and is a predicted model, not a curated record. The coding region runs from base 34 to 588 and encodes 184 amino acids. Lineage: Eukaryota; Fungi; Ascomycota; Pichiomycetes; Serinales; Debaryomycetaceae. The transcript has a single exon.
AAACAGCAGAAUUCACCAGGUAAGUUUACCACCAUGAACAAAACUACGUUUAAAGCAUCUGACUUUGCGAGAAUUGAACGUGCAGAGUUGAAUCAAUCAACUUUGUUCAAUAUCAUGCGUAUAGAGAACAUAUCUAAGUCAAAGCUAAACCAAAUGGAGGACUGGCAACACUAUCACGACCCAAAUAGCGUGUCAGUGGAUAGGAUAAAGAAUUCCAAUAGAACAAUCAUUAGGGAAAUCAAAGACAGCAGUGAUGACAAUGGACCAAGAGACGCGAAUACAAAUGUCAACGUCACUUACAAGCUCUUGCUUCGUGAUUUCCACAACAACUACACUUUUGCAUAUGAACAAGAACCAUUGAACUUUCUUCGGUCACACCGAAGUAAUGCUACUCCAUUAGGGAUUGAUCUUGGUGGCAGAUUAUUAGUUAAACAAGGUGCUACAAUACUGAGAGGUGUUAUCUUUCUAGAUCACAAGAAUUGCGAUUAUCAAGGACUGCAUCCUGAAGAUGAACAGUUGACCAGAACUUUAAAUGAUGGGUUGGUUCAAAAGGAAAUAGAUAUAUUAAAGAGUGAAUUGGGGUUAUAAUAGUAUACACUCUAGAAACAAGCGAGCGGAAACAAAGUUUAGAGCUUCCACUCAGCCACUAGUUAUUCACCUAAUAAAGUAUCCCAUAACGCGCUUUCUUCAGGGAAGUCAUGAUGAAUUAAACUAACAAGAACAUAAUCAGUAUAGACUGAAUUCAAUAAUUGGAAAGAUUUCGAACUCAUCUUAUAACAUCUUGCCCAUUGCAACCACAAAGAGAAUGCUUCUUCAUUCCAGGCUCUAAAUGAUUCGUAAUCAAUAAUAGUGGGUUGAAUAACUUCCUUCAGUGGGAACACCCCCCAGGUAACAGCAUUCUUGGUGUAACGUGCAUCUGGUUCAUUUAAUAAACUAGAUUGGAUCUUGCCAUCUUUAUCUCCCGCAUAAAAGGUGAUGGUCUUUUUCUCAAUACUUGAUUGUAUUCUUGGUAGCAAUACAGAUUCCCAUUCCAGUUUAGGAAUAAAUAAUUCAACAAAUGCCUUUUGAUAUAUAAUACCAUUUCUUGGUCCCCACCCAAAAAUUCUGUCUGUAGAUUUACAUCCGUUAACUGCUGGUUGAGAAGCUAAUGAAAACCAUCCCUUUUUAUUCAAUUCAAAUAAUUCUUCUUGAAUCAAAGCGGUUUCGGGGGAUAACGGAGUAUCAGUCCAUGGUAAAACAUCUAUUUUUCCUGAUAAAUAGUCAGUAAAUACUUGGGUCAAAUCUUGCUUUGUUUCUGGCGUGCCCCAUUUCAAUGAUGCUUCUGCUGGAGUAUGAAUCUUCAAGUUUGGUCCGUAACCAUCAAUUUCACCAUAAGCUGGAGAAUUGGAAUCACCAAAUCUACCAUUAGGGAAAUCAUCCCAAGUAGCAUCCUUACCUAAUGCACCUUUACCAGUACUGAUGUCCACCACGACUUGUCUAUCUUUCAAGAGAGCUUUGCUGAUUAAUUCCUUGGUUGCAGGAGAAAUGGCGACUUCAUUGUCGUUUAUUAAGGAAGACUUCCUUCUAUUGAUUCCAUUCUUAGUAGAACUCGCCGGUAUCGCUUGCUCUUCAUCCUCCGACUCGGAAGCAAUUGCAUCGUCGUGUUCAGCUGAUACUUGAGGCAUAUCCAAAAUUGGUUUCAAUACUUCAGAUUGGUCCACAAUCGAAGCCACGGCUUUUUCUAAAUUCAAACAAUAGAAAUGGUACCCUUUGAUUUUCGAGCCAAUUGUAGAGUCAAUCUUUUUAACUAUAUCACUCAAAAUUUCAACACCAAGAGUCUUGACUGCAUCGUCGUCAUUGCUCACUUUUUCAAGUUCAUCUAGUAUUUCCCUGGGAAUGGAGGCAUGAGAUAAUUUACUGGCUCUAGUAAAGACUCUGUAUGUGGUAAUUGGCAUCAAACCAGGAAUUAAAGGAAUAUCUUUCAAUUCUUCAUAUUCUUGUAACAAUUGUUCGUAAGAAAUAAACUUGUCAACAUCAAAGAAUAGUUGAGUGAUGAUAAAGUCUGCACCUGCCUUAACUUUUUCAACUAAAUAAGGCAUGUCCUUCUUAGGAUCUUGGCCAGAGGCGUCAGAUCCAUCAACAUGCCCUUCGGGGUAUCCCGCAACCCCAACACAGAAAUAAUCACCGUAUUGUUCUCUGAUAUACUUAACCAAGUCAACGGCGCCAUUGAAUUCACAAUUUGGGGUCCAGUAUUCUUGAGUUCUUGGAGGGUCACCUCUCAAUGCCAAUAUAUUUCUAAUUCCAUUACGUUUAGCCCUGGCUAAGGCAUCAUCAAUAAUUUCCUUGUUGGUAUUGGUACAAGUUAAAUGUAACACUGUGGUUAAUCCCAAGUCAUUUUGACAAGUUGCAGCCAAAUCCAAGGAUUUUUCACUGGUUGAACCACCAGCUCCCCAAGUGACUGUUAUAAAUAACGGAUUAAGAGCCAGCAUACGGUUCAAUCUGGCGAGUAAAUUCCUGAACCCAGAAUCGGUUUUAGGAGGGAAAAAUUCAAAGGAGAUAAAUUUUUCAUUAGGCUUUAACGACUGUAUCUUCUCUUUAACUGUGGUCAUAUUUGUAAUGAUUUUAAAUACGUGAUAAACAAUGUGGAGAAAGUGUCGGUUGUAAUGGUGAAUUUGUUCAACAAAGUUAGGAACGAUCGAUGAGUAACUUUUAGGUC